This is a messenger RNA of Peronospora matthiolae, 384 nucleotides long. Lineage: Eukaryota; Oomycota; Peronosporomycetes; Peronosporales; Peronosporaceae. The record is from the annotation of a GenBank genome assembly.
AUGCUCUUUUCAACGGCAGCCAUUUCGUCGGCGCCGAUCUCUUUUACGGCCGCGAUUAAAAACAUCCGCCUAGGUCGAGCACUUCCACAGCUUCUUGGCCAGCAAUCUGUGAAGCGCUAUGCCAAGAUGCGUGAAUUGAGGUUAACUUCAAAACGCCUUCGCGUUGCUAAGAAACGAGCGCUGUCAAGCCAAAACAAUGAUGUUUGCCUUGUUGGCAACCUUUGCGACAAAAUGAUGACCAUCCACCACUUGAGUGGCGGUGCGCAAGGCGAAUGCUUCUCACCUAGAUACGCUCGUACUGGCACUCGGUGUUGCCGAACCAAGCAGCAACUUGCACCAAGUUUCAGAAGCCACCACGAAUGGAAAGUUUCGUUGCCUUCGUAA